Messenger RNA from Lineus longissimus, 3483 nucleotides. Its product is annotated as adenosine deaminase domain-containing protein 1-like. Gene Ontology annotation, biological process: adenosine to inosine editing; RNA processing. The record is from RefSeq and is a predicted model, not a curated record. Gene Ontology annotation, molecular function: double-stranded RNA binding; tRNA-specific adenosine deaminase activity; double-stranded RNA adenosine deaminase activity. Gene Ontology annotation, cellular component: nucleolus; cytoplasm. Lineage: Eukaryota; Metazoa; Nemertea; Pilidiophora; Heteronemertea; Lineidae. Bases 97 to 2418 code for a protein of 773 amino acids. The transcript has 12 exons.
CCUUGCGCGAGAUUCACCACAUGCACAUGUCAAAUUUUCAAUUUACAAAAGAUAUACUUUCACCAAUAUCCUGGUCUAAGGUGAAGAGAUCUGAAAAUGUCGGGAGGUUUUGGUAAAGAAGACGUUUACCAGUACACCAAUGAAAGCAGUGGGAUCCGCUUGCCUCAGUCGCAACCGAAAGUUUUGACAGCCGUUGGUCGUGGAAGAGGAAGGGGACAGGCACGAGAAGACCCAGUUGCAGAAGCUGGACCACAAUAUCGGCAAUUUCCAAUCUUGGAGCAAAGAUCAGCUCAGACAACACCAGAGCCAGCCCAGCCCAAGCAGUCAAACAUGGCGUUCCAGUAUGCCUUGGCUGCCAGGACUGAGGGUCUGCGGAGACAUGAUACUGAUCCUUUGGCUACUGCUGUACGACAGGCACAGGUGCCUUUCAAGGAACAUAGAGAUGCUAAGAGGGAGGCGGAGAGAAGGAGAGCCGAACAAAAAUAUAUUCCAGGUCUUACCCCACGUCCUGUGGAAAUGGAACCGCCACCAGGCUUGAUUGAGAAGGGAAAUACCCCAAAGAAAGUGCCACCAGAGCUCAUUAAAGCAUUUCUCAAUGGAGCCAAGCACCCAGUCAGUGCAAUCAUGGAAUAUUCGUCCAUGGUGAGAGCAGAAACAUCGUUUCGUGAAGUCUGUGUGGAGAGGCCCUCAUUUAAAGCCAAGUUUGCUAGCGUUUGUACAGUGAAUGGUGUCUCAUACCCUCAGGGCACUGGUCCUACUAAGAAAGAUGCCAAGACUGAGGCAGCAAAGUUGGCUUUCACAGCCAUUUUGGGCAUUGAAGAUGAUGAUAUAGAUGAAGGGGAGAGUGACACUAUGAUAUACGAUUCAUUUGGUCGGUGUGUUCAACUAGAUUCAAAGACUCCGAUAACUGGGCCUCUACCACCUCCAGUAACAGCUCAGAAUUUGGCGACGCUUCCCAUGGAAAUGUUGGCAAAUCCUGUCAGCAAGUUAUCGGAAUAUUGUCAGAAGAUCCACUUGCCAUAUAUUCUGACAGUAAAUGAUGGUUGGGAUGAAAAUAAGAGGCCUCAGUACACAGCUGCCAUUAUCAUCAGAGAGAAACCCAUUGCGUCUGGUGUCGGUAAGAGCAAGAAAGAUGCAAAGAAACUUGCUUGCAGCCAAGCAUUGGUUGUACUACAAACUGGCCAGAUUCAAUUUGGAGAUGAUGAGGAGGUCACCUUUCACGACAGUAUUGCUUUGAUGUGCCACAAAACACAUAUAAAACUUCUGAAAAAGUGUCCCAACCAUUUCUGGGGUGGAAAAAUUAUGGCAGCAUUUGUGUUGAAACUGAGUGACAAAGAUGGAGGCCAUGUUGUCUCGUUAGGUACGGGGUGCUCAAGUCUAUUUGCUGGCAGGCUGGGUGCGGAUGGUAGAAGUCUGACAGAUGGUCAUGCAGAGGUUGUUGCCAGGAGAGGACUCCUAAGAUACUUCCACCGUAAGAUCAAGGAGUAUUAUGAGAGCCCACCUGCUUGCAAGUCAGCGAGUUUGUUCAAUCAGAAACCCGGCAGCUUUAAACUUGUCCUGAAACCAAACAUCUCCAUUCAUCUAUAUAUCAGCGAUGCACCGUAUGGAGACGCUUCAGCUUUUCUCGACGAACCAAGUGCCCCACUGGAUGAAAAGCAAGAGGAACUGAUCAAAGGAGGUGCCCACUUUCCCAACUUUACUGAAGGAGAGGAAUUCAUGGGCUUGCUGUCUUUGAAGUCUGAAAAUGAACAAAUGGCCUCACCUGUGUGUAUGAGUGAUAUUCCUAGUCCGACCAUGGAGAGCAUCCAAGCCGGUCAAUCUAUUACUGUGAUGUCAACAAGUGAUAAGAUCCUCAGCUGGAACAUACUUGGUCUCCAGGGGGCUCUCAUUGGCUGCUUCCUUGAACCUGUCUACUUGUCGACAGUUACUAUUGGCCAGAAUUUUGACCAUGGACACCAGGCGCGUGCUUUUUGCUGCCGUGUUGAUGACAAGAUUAAUGACUCGUUACCAGCAGGUUUUAGGCUGAACCACCCACGACUUGACACCAUUAAUAAAUAUGACGAAUCUUGGAAAUGUCCCAUCGUGAAUACAAUUAGCGUGAACUGGAUGCAUGGAGAUGGUGACAACCAGAUUGAAGUAGUCGAUACCAGCACUGGUAAAAGUGUUGAAACUUCUCCAUUCAGGACGAGUGCAUUUGGAGCAAGUCGCAUUAGCAAAGCAGGAUUCUUGUUCAGAUUCCGUGAGUUAGCAAAAGCUGCAAAGGUUCGGCAGCUUUACGAUGCAAAAACUUAUGCCAGUGCAAAGACAAUGAAUGAACCUUAUCAACAGGCAAAGAAGGUAUUCCAUCAACAUCUUGCUGAUGCCAAUUUUGGAACUUGGUUCAGGAAACCUUAUCAGAUGCAGAUGUUUGCUAAGUAAUUGACAGUUAUGUACAAAAGUACAUUCGAUACAGUCUGGGUCAGAAGAAAAUAGCACCCUGAUUUUUGCAAUAUUUUCUUGGUCCAAUGAAUGUAAGUUAGACUUUCGCUUCAGCAGGUUGCUAUUAACUUUGGACUCACAUUGUAUAUGUACUCUGUGUACUUACAUGUAGUACAUAGCUCUUGAACUUCUCGCACAGGCAGCUGGAUAACAAUCCCCUGUCAGAGAAUGCCCAUCUGUGUGGUCGGGGAGGAAAAUCUUUUAUAGCAUUUGUAAAUUGUUUGGACCAUGGAGGUAUGGAAAAGCAGUAUGGCCACACCCCUCUCUCUAGCUACUUUCUAUGGCCGAUUAGUCACGGAAGUUGCCGAUCGCGACUCGGAAACUAGCUCGGCAGUUUCCGAUACUUUCCGACAUAACGCGCUCGGCCGGCCGGGGUAUUGGAAGGGAUUGUUGUCCAAACAUCGGAAGGAUGAUUGUAUCCUUUGAAGCGGGCUCCGUUCUCUCUCCUUCUUAAUAAUACCUCCAUGUUUGGACACAGCAGAAGGUGGUGGUUCUUGGUUGAGUCGGCAUACUGAUAUAGAGAUGAUGUUGAUCUGUGGUGCCAGCUGUAUCAUGAACCAGAGUGCAUGUUACUGUGAUUGUUAAGAGUUUAUAUUUACCAUUAACACCUCGGCGCCGAACCACGUAGAUCUACGUGGCCCAAAUCCCCCCUCUUUGAGCUGGUUAUCGGAAUCUCAUGGACUUCAUGGAAGAACUACGCCAUCGCCAUCUUCAGGGCAAGGUAGCGACUGAAGAGACCAAACGGGUCUUUUCAGUGCCUCUCGUGCCCUGAAGAUGGCGAUGGCGUAGUUCAGAACUUUAUGACUUCAUGAAAGAACUACGCCAUCGCCAUCUUCAGGGCAAGGUAGGAACUGUGUCUUUCAGUUUUCAGUUCCUACCUUGCCCUGAAGAUGGCGAUGGCGUAGUUCAGACACAGUUCUUACCUUGCCCUGAAGAUGGCGAUGGCGCAAGUUCUUUCAUGAAGUCCAUGAGACUCCGAAAACCAGCUCAAAGGGGAGGGGGGGG